Drosophila elegans is the source of this 1185-nucleotide messenger RNA. It is a transcript of the gene Or83c, whose product is annotated as putative odorant receptor 83c. Gene Ontology annotation, biological process: sensory perception of smell; detection of chemical stimulus involved in sensory perception of smell. The record is from RefSeq and is a predicted model, not a curated record. The transcript is spliced from 5 exons. Gene Ontology annotation, molecular function: odorant binding; olfactory receptor activity. Bases 1 to 1185 code for a protein of 394 amino acids. Gene Ontology annotation, cellular component: plasma membrane. NCBI's taxonomy places the organism in Eukaryota, Metazoa, Arthropoda, Insecta, Diptera, Drosophilidae.
AUGAACAGUCCGGCCAGUCGCUUUCGCGAGUUAUCCAAGAACAUCAAUAGUUUGACCAAUCUUCUAGGCGUGGAUGUGCUGGCGCCCAAAUUGGAUUUCAACUAUCGCACUUGGACCACCAUCUUUGCGAUUGUUAACUAUGCGGGGUUCACUGUAUUCUCGAUACUAAACAAUGGUGGCGACUGGGUAGUGGGCCUGAAGGCCAGCCUAAUGGGCGGUGGCCUAUUUCAUGGCCUAGGAAAAUUUCUGACCUGCCUGCUAAAACACCAGGAUAUGAGGCGUCUCAUCCUUUACUCACGAAGCCUUUACGAAGAGUACGAGAAUCGGGGACAGUCCUACCACAAAACCCUAAACUCGAACAUAGAUCGCUUGCUCGGCAUCAUGAGGAUUAUUCGCAACGGAUACGUAAUCGCGUUUUGCAUGAUGGGAAUCCUGCCGCUGGCUAUGCUACUCUACGAUGGAACGCGGGUCACUGCAAUGCAGUAUUUGAUUCCAGGUCUGCCGCUGGAGAACGACUUUUGCUACAUUUUGACAUACAUGAUUCAGUUGGUGACAAUGGUUGUGCAAGGCGUAGGAUUCUACGCAGGCGAUUUGUUUGUCUUUCUCGGUUUGACUCAGAUCCUUACGCUUGGCGAUGUGCUUCAGUUGAAAAUAAAUGAGCUUAAUGAUGCCUUGGAACACAAAGCAGAAAACAGAGCUUUGGUGGCAAUCGGUGGGCAGAUACAAGGAGAGGAAAUGCGCCAACAUCUACUCUUGGAAGUGAUCAAAUGGCAUCAACUAUUCACGGACUACUGUCGUACUGUGAACGCCCUUUACUAUGAAUUGAUCGCCACUCAGGUUCUGUCCAUGGCUUUAGCCAUGAUGCUUAGCUUCUGCAUUAAUUUGACUAGUUUCCAUAUGCCAUCGGCCAUUUUCUUCGUGGUUUCCGCCUACAGCAUGUCCAUCUAUUGCAUUCUGGGCACCAUUCUUGAGUUUGGAUAUGACCAGGUGUACGAGAGCAUCUGCAAUGUGACCUGGUACGAGUUGAAUGGCGGGCAGCGAAAGCUUUUUGGAGUGAUGUUGAGAGAAGCCCAGUAUCCGCACACUAUUCAGAUACUUGGAGUUAUGUCGCUUUCCGUAAGAACGGCCUUGCAGAUAGUAAAACUCAUUUACAGCGUGUCCAUGAUGAUGAUGAACCGUACUUAG